Messenger RNA from Manduca sexta (tobacco hornworm), 2115 nucleotides. RefSeq names its product putative RNA polymerase II subunit B1 CTD phosphatase RPAP2. Lineage: Eukaryota; Metazoa; Arthropoda; Insecta; Lepidoptera; Sphingidae. Gene Ontology annotation, molecular function: RNA polymerase II CTD heptapeptide repeat phosphatase activity; RNA polymerase core enzyme binding. The record is from RefSeq and is a predicted model, not a curated record. Gene Ontology annotation, cellular component: cytoplasm; nucleus.
UCCUUUCGACAUCACUUAAGUAUUGAUAUUAUAACCUAUUUCAAUUAUUUACGAGUUGGUUACGAUUUCUAAGAGAGUUUACAGUUUUUAAUUUAUUUGGUUCGGAGUGUUUAAUUUGUAUAGUUUAUUUCAUCACAUCAACAAUGGAGACUGCAACCAAAACUACUAAAAAAAAGCCAUCGAAGAUAGAAGAAAUGACAAAGGAACAAAUUCGACAAGCAAUCUUAAAAAAACGCGAGUGCAACGCCAGAGCUCAAUAUAUCGUCGAAAGUCUGCUUGAAGGUAUCACUGAGCAGUAUUUAUUACAAUGCCUUCCGGAAAUCAACCAAACACACUUCGACGACGUUGUUGAAGAGCGAUCUAUAAUCCACCUCUGCGGAUAUCCAAUAUGUUCGAGAAGCAUCUCCGAGAAAGAUAUACCCAAACAGAAGUACCGAAUAUGUAAAACUAACAAAGUGUACGAUAUUACCGCGAGAAAGAACUAUUGUAGUAACAGCUGUUACAAAUCCGCCAUGCAUGUCAAAAAACAGCUCUUGACAAGUCCAUUGUGGUUUAGGGAGUAUGAGGUCAUACCUACUUUCCACCUGUUGCCUCUGGACUCUGCGGGCAGCAUGGGACAGGAGAUAGAUGUCUCUUUAAUUGAGAGGAUCAAACCUGUUAAGAAAUCCUUUACAUCCAUCAAUGACUUCACUAGUGCCAGUUUUAAAGAGAUUACUGGAAGUAUGGAUACAGAAAUAUGUUACAGUAAUGAAGGAGAGAAUGGAAGUGAAGUUCCUACAAAAGAUAUAAUGGAUGGUAUAACACAACUCAAGAUUACUGAAGACAAGGUUAUAGAUUGUCCAAGUGAAGACAGCAAAAGGAAUGAUAAUAAUAAGAUGUUAAACACAACUUCAAAUAAUAAUGACAAUGUAUCGAAAGAUCCACCAGGUACACCAAUAUGUAUUGAAGGAAAAUCAGAUAGAAAUUGCAAAACAAAUGAAAUUAAAUACUACAAAAUCAAACCUAAAUAUUCCCAAAAGGAAAAUAAGAAACAAGUAGCAAAUCCAUUAAACAUAGUAGGUGAGAUUAUAGAGAAACCUGCAAAAAUAGACCCAAUACUAACAAGUGUACCAGAAAUGCCUGAUAAAGACAAAUCUCAAAAUAAAAGUAAGAAAAAGACGCCUUUGAAAAAACAGCCUGUGGUUACAACACUGACUAUUGAAGUAGAGAAAUGUGUAGCAGAAUGGUUUACAAUAGACACUCUCCUUUUCUUACUAGGAGAGGAGAAAGUAAAAGAGCUUGUAGCUGACAAAGGAGAAUGUAUAAAGGAGUACUUGAACAACUAUGCAAAAGGUGUAUUUUACAAUUCAAAUGCUUAUGACCAGUACCAAGCUCUAUGCAAGAAAUUAAACAUGCUUGAAUUGGAAGACAAGAAGUAUGAUGCUCAGACUUUACACAGAGAAAUGAAACCACUACCAGAUUAUUCAAUAAUUCAAGAAGAGAGUAAGAAGAUACAGUUGAAAGUUAAAGCAUUCUAUGCUGGUGAGACAGAAAUACCUACACCAGAAAUUGUGGAGAAAAUAGAAUCAACAGAAGAAGAUAAUAUAACUCAACUACCAUUAGUAGAUAAGAAUGCCCAAAAUGCAUUACGUAGGAGAAUAGUGUGUCAACACUUGAACAAAAUGUUACCAGAUUUGUUAAGGUCAUUGGGAUUGUUGAGUUUAUCAAUAAGUUCAGAUAUCCGGUUGCUAGUAAAUACAUUUAUGUUGAAAGCAAAUAAUAUUAUGUUCAAGCCGAUACAGUGGACAUUGAUAGCAAUUAUUUUCAUAAAAUUACUUUCUCUGAGGGAUAAACGUUUAGAAGUUUUGUUAGCACAACCUAUGGCAUAUCAACAUAUGCAGUUACUCCUACUGAGCUAUAAACAAGAUGGGGGAUAUUUGGACAGACUGAUUUCAUGGCUUACAGAUGUUGAUCGGCUUUUAGAUACAAAUGAUACUCAGUUAACUAUAGAAUGAAUACAGGCCAUGUAUGUGUUAGUUAAAAAAGAACAGAAUAUUUAUUAUAUUGUGAUAAUGAGUAACCAGCAUAUAUUUCUGAAAUUUUGGUAUAAAGCUUAAAACUAAACUUAUAAAAGAG